UUUGUUAUAUAUACAUAUAUAUAGGUAUAUUUAAUUUGUAGACUUGUAAUUUGCACGUAUGUUCUGGAGUUGAUUGCACUAAACUAGUAAAAAACGAUGAACGACUAUUCAGAGGAAACUAUGAAAGCUUAUUUCAUUGUUUUUCUGUUAUUUCUUAUCUUCAACAUCUUCAGUUUCACGAGUGCGAUCUAAGCCCACGAUCUAUUUGCGAAUUUUAAUUUACUCCAAGGUGCACAGGAAAACACCGUUGAACUGAUCAUAUUACUCUGCUAAUUCAACUCGUAGAAUACAUAUUUAUACAUAUUCAUAACGUCUACUGCCAAUUCGAAUUUAUGACAUGUCAAAUUAUAAAUUUAAAUGUGGCUUUAAAUUGGAUGUAUUGUUCUGGAAGUUGGUUAACAGCUAUUAUUUAAAUUAUAAUUAACGUAGAAUGUUCAGUUGGAAAAAUGAUUGCUAUGGAGGUAAUGGAACUGUUCACAUCAUUAGAAUCCAACAUUCCACAAGAAGUAGAAGUUGUAAAACACAAAUUUCAUGAUCAAUUUAAUAUUGUAAAAGAACCAUGGUUGUUAAAUGGAAUGUACGAUUAUUUUAUAUCAACGGGAUCACAACGAGCUAUAGAAGUAUUAGUGGCUGUUAGGGAACCACAUGACAAGUAUCUUUUUGAUCGACUUGUUGAUGGCAUACGAGGUACAAAUCGUCUUCAAGCACUUACAUUACUUGGUCACGUUGUAAAAAGACAACCAACAUGGUUGAUUAAAAUUAUAAACCAUGAUUUACUCAAAGAAUUAAUAAAACUUUUAAAGUCUGAAAAUGAAAUAAUUAUUAUAACUAGUGCUUUACUUGCUCUUAAUGUUCUUUUGACUGUUAUUCCUGCACUAAUUUCUUCAUCUCUACCUGAUAUUUUUGAAGGAUUUAGUCGUUUGGCAGCUUGGAAUACUUCACAAAAAAACAAAGUUUCAGAAAUACAUUUAUUCCAUCUUCAGAUAUCAUUAUACGUAUUAUUUGUUCAAUUAUAUAGUAUGUAUCCAUGUUCAUUUGUGAUUUAUUUAAACAAACAAUAUAGCAAACCUGAUAACCAUUUAGUUUUCACUCAUACAAUUAAACCUAUGGUAGAAACAAUGCGUAUGCAUCCAAGUUUAAUUGUGAGCAGUAAAGAUGUUGAAACAUCAGUUCAUAGGUGGAAAAAAAUGGAGCAACAUGAUGUCGUUAUGGAAUGUACAAGAUAUACUCUGUUAGAAAAUGGGGAUAGAAAUUAUCAAAAUCCUUCAACUUGGACAAAUGCGGGGUCGAAUUUUUCAUCAGCUCUUGAAGUUUUAAAAUCAAGUAUUGGGGCAACUGGAGAUAUUGUUAGUGUUAAUAGUAUCAGGGAUAAAGAAGUAUGGAGUCCAAUGUUAUAUUGUGGAGAAUUUCAUAAAGAUACUGUUAAAUCUAUGCCUACUACUCCAAACAUACAGAAUUUUUAUAAACCAUUAAUUUUCAAUCAUAAUGAACAUUCACCUCCAGAAGCAGCUGUAGAAGCUACACCAGAAACAACUCCAAUCAGGGAUGAUAUAUAUCAACAAUCGAGAUUGCCAUCUAUAAACUCUACUGUAGUCAGAGCAUUGAAUUCAUUUGGCAUAGACAAUUUAUCUAGACGUAGUUCAUCAACUCCAAAUUCUCAGCCUAAUUCACCAUUGAAAAAAGAAGGUUUUGUUUUUCCUUCUGAAGAUAUCCAAUCACAGUUUCUUGUUCGUAAAGUGGACAGAAUGAUAAUGGAACGUAAUCAGAUAACAGAUUCAAUUAAAGAUGAACCUAAUGUACGUUCUGAAUCAAAACCUAUUGCAGCUCAAACUCAACUAACAAAUAAUCCUGAAAUAAUACAAACUGGAGAUGAAGAGGAAUGUGAUCAACAGAGCAAUGGGUCACCAUGUCAAACUCAUGAGGGAGGAUUACAUAUGCCUGAUUCUGCGUCAUUAAAGGAAUUUGUAAUGAGUGUUCGAACACGAAAACGUUAUUAUAGUCAAUGUACUCCAGAGAAAACUAUAAAUGUUACUGGACAAAGUACUGAUAGUAGUCCUAAAAAAGGACCCGAGUUUUCACAACUUAGUGUUCGAAGAGCAUAUUCAUGUCCUGAAAUUAAAAAAACCAACGGGAGUAGUAUUUCUUCUGGAAAUUCACCAUUACAAGAAGAAACUGAGGAGAAUCAUUACAGAAGUGGUAUAAAUAUUAGCAAUGGUCAUGUUACUUCACUACCAAAAAAGAAAUCAAAAAAUGAUACUAAUAUAACUAAAGUUCAGACUGUUUCCACUCAAACAGAACAUAUUUUACCUUAUGAACAUUUGUUUUAUAAUAUAUUUCCUGCAUAUAAUAAUGAUCCACACAAUAGUACUAAUAAUCAAGAAGAUGAGUCAUUAAAUUUAAUUGAAAAAUAUGUCCGUACAUCAGCAAUAGUUCUUAAUCAUCGUCAUACAGCACAAUCUAGUAAUGAUGUCAAAUUAUUGCAAGACCAAAUUGCUUUGCUAACAUUACAAUUACAAUUUGAACGUAGCCGUAGAGAAGUUCAUGCUGAACGAAAUCGUAGACUUUUAGGUAAAUCAAGAAGUAGUCGAGCCAUUGAUGAACACAAUUCUGCUUUGAAAGAUCAAGUUUUAACAUUACAGGUUGAAAUUGAAGAUAAAACUUCAGGGUUUGAAAAAUCAAGGCAAGAUUCAUUAAAACAAAUUAAAGACCUUAAAGAGAGAGUAUUCCAUUGGCAAACUGAAUGUUUAAAAUAUCAAGAGGAAACUAAAGAAGCUAAAAAUAAAUGCCUAUCAUUAGAACAGCUUUAUAAUGGGGAGAGUUUAAAGACUGCCGAGGUUACCAAACAAUUAUCUGAGACUAAAGCAGAGCUGUUCAAUACUUUAAGUGAACUAAAUAUUGUACAAGCAACAGCUAACAUUAGUAAAGAACUAAAAAGUACAGUAAUAAAUUUGCAACGUGAACUUGUCAUGAGUGGUGAAAUGCAAUCCCAACAGCGUGAUGUUGUUUCUCAUAUAAAUGCUCUUAGAUAUGAUGCCAGCAAUGCUAUGUUGAGUCAAGAAUCAUACAAACAUAAUAUAAAAGAACUUCAAAAUAUGUUAGACCAUAAAUCUGCAUUGUUAGAAGCAUCAAACGCUCGUAUUGCUGACUUAGAGUUGAAAUUAAGUAAUAAGAAUGCUUGUAUUCAAAAUGAUAAACAUAAAAUAGAAUUGGUUAAAAAACAAUUUAACAAACAAUUAUCUGAAAUGAAAGAAGAAUGUAGAAUUUUGAAAGAAAUACAAUGCAAAUACAGAGAAGAUAAAGAAGAAGAAGAAUCUAAGAAAAAAUUUAUUGAAGAGCUUCCUAAGUUCAGCUCUGACUUGGUUAUGGUAGACUCAAAUACUUCAGUUAGUGAUCAAGAUGCAAACUUUAGGCUUAGUAUGAUGUUGGCGGAUAUUGAUAAUAGCCGUGGUGAAAUCUCCGUUAUACCUACAACUCCAAAGUAAACAUUAUGAUCUCAAUAGUACUGGAUACUUAACAUCAUUUAUAUAAAGAAUUUAAGUGUAUUGUGUACACAAAUAUUCAAUUAAACAAAGUUAACAUUUUUGUUG
Molecule: messenger RNA, 3587 nt
Organism: Melanaphis sacchari
Lineage: Eukaryota; Metazoa; Arthropoda; Insecta; Hemiptera; Aphididae
Gene: Tsc1
Product: hamartin
Exons: 22
Coding region: 447-3482 (1011 amino acids)
Biological process (GO): negative regulation of TOR signaling; regulation of cell cycle; negative regulation of cell population proliferation
Cellular component (GO): TSC1-TSC2 complex
Source: RefSeq, a predicted model, not a curated record